AUGCCCACAACGCAAGCGCGCAUUCACCCCCUCACCACCAGCUGGCACUGGAAAGAGCGCGACACCGCGCUCCCGUCCGUCAGUUCCGAACUCGACUUCGCGGGGCAGCAGUGGUCGCCCGCGAAGACGUUUCCGUCAGAAAUCCACGCGGAACUGCUCAAGGUGGGGAGAAUACCUGACCCGUUUGUAGGGUUCAACGAGCAUCGGGUGCAAUGGGUUGGUGAGCGCGAGUGGCUUUAUUACACCACAUUCGACUACGCGGGCGCAAAGGAUGCAAACGCGGAAUUGGUCUUCGAGGGCCUCGAUACGAUCUGCGACGUCUACCUUAACGGUACGCGCAUCCUCUCCGCGGACAACAUGUUCCGCACAUACACUGUCCCGCUGGACCCCGCGCGUCUCAAGGACUCAGGCAACACGCUCCUCCUGCACUUCCAGUCCGCAGCGCGCGUCGCGAAGGCGCUCGAAGCGCGCUAUGGGCGCGUGCGCGCAGGAUCGGCGAACCUUGGUGAUCCAAGCCGGGUGUAUGUGCGGAAGGCGCAGUAUGGCUGGCGAUGGGACUGGGGCCCCGAGCUGAUGACUUGCGGCCCAUACCGUCCCAUCAGCCUCAUCACCUAUACCACGCGCCUGGCUGCGCUCCAUACGCGCGCACACGUCUCCCCUUUCCCCGCUCUCUCGCCCUCUCUCAAGCUUGAUCUCACGCUUUCAGGCUCCACCGCCUCAGUAUCCGCUGUGCGCGUCAUCCUGACCGAUUUUGCCACAGGCGAGCCGAUCAAGGAAGAGACGGUCACUCUCGGCGAACUGGCGGAUGCAGAGAGGAGGGAUGUUGUACAGUGGGACCUCGCAGGGCUCGUGCACCUCUGGUGGCCUGUGGCGUAUGGCUCGCAGACGCUGUACACUGUCGAGGCCGCGCUUCUCGCGGUCGACGGCACAGUGCUGGAUGUGAGGGUUCAGCGUGUGGGGUUCCGGAGGGUCGAGCUCGUGCAGGAGCCGUUGGCAGUGGCGGACCGGUACGGGAAGGGUACAACGUUCUUGUUUGAGGUGAAUGGGGUGCGCAUCUUUAUGGGCGGCUCGAACUGGGUGCCGGCGCACAGCAUUCAGACGGAGCUGACGCCGGAGAAGUAUCGCGCAUGGCUCACACUGAUGCGCGACGGGAACCAGAACAUGGUCCGCCUCUGGGGUGGGGGCGUGUACGAGCCCGAUGUGUUCUACGAUAUUUGUGAUGAACUCGGCUUGCUGGUAUGGCAGGAUUUCCAGUUCGCAUGCGGAGUGUACCCCGCGCACGACGAGUUUGUAGCGAACGUCAAAGCGGAAGCGGAGGAUAACGUCAAGCGGCUCCGGCACCACCCCGCUAUGGCGCUGUUCUGCGGGAACAACGAGGACUACCAGCAGGUACUCCAGUGGGGAGGAAUCGGUGAGCUUCCCGCGCGUCUCAUCUACGAAUCUGUGCUCCCCGCGGUAGUGGAGAAGCUCACUGACCCGCCGAUCCCCUACCAUCGCGGGUCGCCGUAUGGCGGUAAAGACUGGGACACAGCGGACCCGACAGUUGGCGACGUCCACCAGUGGAACGUGUGGGCUGGCGCGGAGCGGCCCUGGCAGGAAUACGGCGAUAUGAGUGGGCGAUUCAUCAGCGAGUUUGGGAUCCCAUCGAUGCCGGACUUGCGCACAGUCGAUUAUUGGCUCGACGGGAAUAUCCAGGAGCGUUGGGCGCAGUCGAAGCUCAUGGCGCAGCAUAACCGCGCAGGGAACCACGAGCGCCGCUUUGCGAUUUUGAUGAAUGAGAACUUCAGGUUGACGGGCGACCUAGAGACCCAUGUAUAUAAUACUCAAAUCAUGCAGUCUGAAAGUGUCAGUUUUGCGUAUCGGAUGUGGAGGCGGGAGUGGAGAGGUAAGGGGAAAGAAUAUACCGCCGGAGCUUUGGUCUGGCAGCUGAACGACUGCUGGCCCGUGACAUCGUGGGCCAUUGUGGACUUCUUCCUUCGUACAAAACCAGUCUACUACACGAUCGCCCGCGAAUUAGCACCACUGAGCGUCGGAAUAUUCCGAACUGUAAUGAAAAACCGAUAUAACGACAGACCAAAACAAUUCUAUGAAUUCGGUGCAUUUCUCGCAACCGAGGCCCACAUCGAAGUAUGGGCAAAUAGCGCCCUGCUCCAGCCCCGCAAAGUCAAUGUUGUGCUUAAAUCCUUCGACCUCCUCUCUGACUGGACGCACGAGCAGACCACUGAGGCGGUCCUCCUGCCGAACCAGUCCACAGAGCUCCUGUACAUUCCAUGUCCGAGUCCGCCAGUGUCGGAGUCGGCCGGGCCCCUCGUGACGCCCUCGUACUCUGUCGUGGUCGGCGCGCGGCUGGUAGACCCAACCUCGGGCGAGGUGCUUGCACGUUAUGCGGACUGGCCGCAGCCGUACAGACACACGGACUACUCCGAUCCUGGACUACAGAUUGCCAUUGAUGGGGAGAAGAUCGUGAUUACUGUGGACAAACCUGUGAAAGCUCUUGUCUUGAGCAGCGAUGACGACGGAAAGCGUGAAGAGGUAAAAUGGAGUGAUAAUGCACUCGACAUCCUGCCUGGGCAGCCGCAGACUGUGCUGGCUACAGGCCUGAAUGGACGAGCACUGAAGGUGGCAUACAUGGGUAAGGAACGAGCGAUGAGGAUAUGA
This is a messenger RNA of Sparassis crispa, 2658 nucleotides long. RefSeq names its product Beta-mannosidase B. Gene Ontology annotation, molecular function: beta-mannosidase activity. NCBI's taxonomy places the organism in Eukaryota, Fungi, Basidiomycota, Agaricomycetes, Polyporales, Sparassidaceae. The transcript has 14 exons. The record is from RefSeq and is a predicted model, not a curated record. The coding region runs from base 1 to 2658 and encodes 885 amino acids. Gene Ontology annotation, biological process: carbohydrate metabolic process; glycoprotein catabolic process.